UUAUGAAUAACCAUUCUCGUUUUCGAUAAAGUUCGAAUACUUAAAGUUUUAAUUAUUUACCUGCCUGGAAAUAAAAUGAUUGUGAAGAAAGGAAGAAAUAUCAAAUAAUCCUUUUACCUGUCAAUCAACCUAGAGAAGAUUACAUAAUUAGUUCUAUUUAUUAGAUGUUUAAUACUCAAGACAUAGAAGUGAAUAAACUUAUAUAUUAUUACUUUUAUAAGCUAAAAGAGAGUGGUCCUCAUUAAUUCUUAACAAAUAAAUUAUACUAGAUUUAAUAAGAAGAAUUAGAAUUCUUCAUUCCUUAAUUAGUGUAAAUAACAAAUUUGUAUAUAAAUUAGGUAUAUACUAAUAAAGAAUGAUUCUCCAUAUUUAGAAAAGUUUAUAACAACAUUAUGUAGCAAAAGUAUUGCAUUGUAUUAAUUAAUUAAAUGGUGUUGGGUUUCUUAUUCUGACAAGGAUAGAACAGAUAAGAAUAAAAUGAAGAGAUUAUAAAGAAUAGACGAUGUAAAAAUAACAAUUACCAUACUAGUAAUUUGAAUAAUCGAUGUUAACCUUACAUAAUGAUCAUAGUGCAGUAAAAAUUCCUAAUUUAUAAUUAAAAUCAUAUUAAAGUGUAGUAGAUCUCUAUCUAAACAAUCUAAUUUAAAUGUCAUUAAUACUUAAAACAUAUAAGCCAGAGGAGAGGAAACCAAAAUUGAAAAAUUUUAUAACAAGAGCAAAUGUAGCAUUAGAGAAAUAUAGAUAAAAACAUUAAGAAUAUUACUUUUGUUAAGGAAUUACAGUACCUUUUACUAUGAGCAAAGAUUAGGAUGUUGCAGUGCAUUCAAAUUUAGUAGUCAGAAUUAUAGAAGGUGAAUGUUCAUGUUUCAAUACCAAAAAAAGAGUUCCUUAUAGAAUUGUUGUGGAAACUAUUGAGUAUAUGAAAAUAUUAUUUAUAGUCCUCAUGAGUUAAAAUAUAAAUAGCCAAAGAAGAUUGCAAAUAAUUCAAUUACUAAUAAUAGAUCAUAUGCAAAUUUAGAUGAUGAUUCAAUGGAAGAUUUCUUGUAAGCUGAUUUAAAUCAACCAAAUAAAUAGGAAAUAGAAAAAAAGAUGGAAGAAUUAGCAAAAAAUAGAAAUAAAAAAGAAUACACUGAUCUUAUGAAAAUUACUUAAAAAAAGGAACCUAAAAAAGGAAUGAAAAUAUUUAAGAAUAUAAUGAGUGCUGUUUAUCUAACUAAAAAAGAGAAAAUUACAGAAAGUGAAUAAGAUUAAGAAUUAAUUCUAUAGGAACAAAUUAUGAAAAAUCUUUAAUUAUAUAAAUAAUUUACAAAUGCAAUAGAAGAAGAGAAAUUUUAAAAAAAUAGACAAAGGUAAGCAUUUAAUAUUAUAAAAAAAGAUUUAAUAUUUUAUUUCCAGAAAAAACAAAUGAGAGAACUUAGUCAUGCAUUCCUAAAUUAAAUAGUAAAUAUAGAUAGUAGGGAUAAAGGAAAGAUAAAAAUUACUGGUUAAGGCAAUACAAGGAAAAUAAAAAAAAUGGAUUUAGAAAUAAACAUAAAUCAAUUAAAUAAUUAACUGCACUUGGAAGAGUUAGAUUCUUUAAAGAGUUGAUAUAAUGUAAAUAAAUGAUUAUAUAAUUAAGUUUGUCCAAAACAGGAAUAAAUAUUAAAAAAGAUAUAUAUACAUCUUUAAUAUGAUUUGAUUGAGAAAAAAUUAGAAAAAAAUAAAGUAGAUAUUCAUCAAGAUGGAAUAGAAUUACAUAGUAAAUUUGGACCAUGGGAUGAAUUAUGGGAAGAUAGGGCUGAAAUGAUAAAGAGAGAAAGUCCAUAUUAACAUUUUGAAACAUAUCGUCUUAAACCUAUUAUUGUUAAAGGAGGAGAUGAUCUAAGAUAAGAACUUAUGACUAUGCAGAUUAUAUAUAAGAUGUAUUAGGCAUUUUAGAGUAAUGGUUUGGAUAUGUAUGUUAAGGCUUAUGAAAUUAUAGUUGUAAGUGCAAGUUCAGGAAUUCUGGAAUUUUGUGCAGAUACUAUUUCCAUUGAUGGUUUAAAAAAGAAAUAUCCAGCUUGCAAAUCUCUUGUUCAUAUUUAUAAAGAAAUAUUUCAAUAAGAUUUUGAAGAAGCUUAAAUGAGAUUUAUUUAGAGUCUUGCUUCUUAUUCAAUUAUCAGUUAUUUAUUAUAAAUAAAGGAUAGACACAAUGGAAAUAUUUUGAUAGACAGUAAAGGAAGAAUAAUCCAUAUUGAUUUUGGAUUUAUUCUUUGCAUUUCUCCUGGAAAUCUAAACUUUGAGAAGGCCCCUUUUAAACUGACUCAAGAAUAUAUUGAUUUAAUGAAUGGAAGAAAUUCAGAUCUUUUUUUAUAUUAUAAGAAUUUAAUGUAUAGAGGAUUCAAAGCAUUAUAAGGAUAUGUUGAUGAAAUAAUAAUGAUUAUUGAAAUUAUGAUGUAGGAUAGUGAUUUACCUUGUUUUGAGAGAUUCGACAUAAAAGAAUUUAGAGAUCGUUUCAAAGAGGAGGCAAAUGAUGAAGAAUUGUAAAAAUAUGUUGAAAAAUUAAUUGAUUACAGUGACAAUAAUUGGAGAACAAUAUAGUAUGAUAAUUUCUAAAGAAUGACUAAUGGUAUAAUGCCUUGAA
Paramecium pentaurelia is the source of this 2602-nucleotide messenger RNA. The record is from the annotation of a GenBank genome assembly. Lineage: Eukaryota; Ciliophora; Oligohymenophorea; Peniculida; Parameciidae.